Molecule: messenger RNA, 2293 nt
Organism: Xyrichtys novacula (pearly razorfish)
Lineage: Eukaryota; Metazoa; Chordata; Actinopteri; Labriformes; Labridae
Source: the annotation of a GenBank genome assembly
AUGCAAGAAGAAGAAGAGGAGGAGGAGGAGGAGGAGGAGGAGGGAGCAGAAGGAGCAAGGUAGGUGAACGGAUGUCAUGCUUCUGCUCAUGUUGCUCAACAGGCCCGACUGGGGCUGCUUUUACACUGAAAUGAGCCUGAGGAAAUAUGGAUGUGACAUUUCAUCCCCUUCAUUUUGUCUGGGUAGAGUUACAGAGCAAUCUGAGGAAAUACGGCUUAAAAAUAAUGGUUAUGCUGAUGAUUUGUGUUUUUAAUGUCUCACAUGGGGAAAUUGAUGCACUAGCCGACCAGGUAGGGCAGACUGAGCAGGUUAAUAUUUUUGGGCUCCCAAAACAAAUGAGAGUGGGAUGAAAAAGAUCCUUUCAUACAUCAUUUUUUAAGCUAAUUUGUCAUGAAGUGAGCUCUAUAAUGCCACCGAAAUUGUCUUUUUAUGGAUGAUGCAGAUUUCUUUUAAUCAUUUGUUCCUCACGCUGAGGCGGUCUUAAAGCUGUUAUGAACAAUUCUUUUAUUUUCUGCAGACAUGAAUGAUAGGAAUGUCCUUUUUUUGGCCUUAUUUACCACCGAUACCAAAAUGCAACAUGAAAAUGUGAAAUUUUCUCUCUGAAAAUAGAUUACAGUUCAUGAACUGCCUUUUCUUUACUCUUUAUACUCUCAGAAACUAUAAGCUCAAGUACAUACGCAUGUUUUCACAAACAGAAUACAUGCAUUCACUUUUUUAAAACCUCCAUAUAAAUGCAUUUCUCUAUCACACUUCCACAUGCAGCCGGCAUUAACGCAGUAAGUGAGUGUAACAGUGUGCUCAAGCAGUGUGAUUACAUUUGCUCUGUUACUACACAAACACUCAACAUCCCUGCUUUGAACAUGGACAUGCUGCUGUACUCACACACACACACAAAGACAUACAAACACACACAUACACACACACGCACAUGCAACAAGACCACUGAAAAUCAAUGUGACAGGUUUCAGUCGUCCCUCAGUGUACACAUCCCCUCUCAGACUCUCUCCUGACAUCUGCUCGAUUACCUCCUACAGCCACACACACACACACACACACACACACACACACACACACACACACACACACACACACACACACACACACACACACACACACACACACACACACACACACACACACACACACACACACACACACACACACAGACGCCCUCCCCGUGGCCGCUCUAAGCCCCUCUGAGCCAUAUGAAAUGUAGUCGGUGCAGGAGAAACCAGAUACUGCUGGCUGUGUCACAUUGCGUUUGCCGCCACCCGUCAGGAGCGGGUCUGUUUGACUGCCAGACGUUAUGACAGCGUCAGUCAUCCUCCAGCCCAGCAGCAGGCUGCGGGACAGAGGGGAGGAAGAAGAAGAGGAAGAAGAAGAGAGGAGGGGGAGAAGGGGGGAGUGGAUCAGACCACCACAGGCUGAGUAGAAGGUGGUGAGUUCUGCGUUUACAUGGAGGAGAAUGUGAAGUGUCAGGUCUUACAUGCUAACACCUCCUGCAUCAGAUUUUUAAUAUUUUUUUGAAUAUCUUUUAAUCUAUAAAAGAAGGUUAUUGUUUUUUAAACAGCACCCUUUCCUUUGAUAUAGCCACACAUCCAAGACAGGGUGGGUGAUCCUGUUUUUUGAGCUGAAGCGACCUUUAGAGAGUCCAGGGUGCAGCAUUCUUUCGUGUGUGUGAGUGAGUGUGUGUGUGUUAGUGUCUAGUUUGCGGAUUUGACAGCUGGCAAGUUAGUGAUUGAGCUGCUUAUCCUGUCAGUCCUGACAGCCAGACCUGCAUUUUUAUUUCAUUUUAUGCUGCUUUAUAUAUUUUUUAGGCUAAGCUGCAGGAGGGUGCAAUAUGUCACCAAGAAAGAAGCGCAGCCAGCAGCCCGCUCCAACAAUCAUGGCAGUCAAGGACACACACACACACACACACACACACACACACACACACACACACACAAACAAACACAGGUGCACAGUAGUGAGAAAAAGCUGCACUUCAUACUUCCCGUACACACUCUGAAGAUGUGUUGUUGUCAGGCCAUCCGACAGCCGACAGCCCCACCAGCUCCCAUGUGGCCUGGAGAGUUUCCAGACAGCAGGACAGGAGGCCCGGACAGCAGCACCUCACGCCCUCACCUCAUCUUCAUCACAACCCCCCUCCUCCUCACCUCCACCCACCGCCUCUCACCGUACAGGACAGCAACCCUCAGAAGAGCCGGGCAGGAUGAGAGGUGAUGGACGGGCCGUCUCUGGUGUGAACUCUCGCCCUCUCCAGCCGACGUCAUGGACAGACAGCUCGCUGUGA